Molecule: messenger RNA, 872 nt
Organism: Solanum pennellii
Lineage: Eukaryota; Viridiplantae; Streptophyta; Magnoliopsida; Solanales; Solanaceae
Product: WUSCHEL-related homeobox 3-like
Exons: 2
Coding region: 77-574 (165 amino acids)
Biological process (GO): plant organ development
Molecular function (GO): DNA-binding transcription factor activity; DNA binding
Source: RefSeq, a predicted model, not a curated record
GACACAAGUUUGAAUUAAACCCUUAAAAGAUAAACAUCAAGAAUCUUUUUUGUUAGUCACACACAAAAGAAGAAAAAUGGCAAGAGCUAGGUGGAAACCAACACCACAACAGCUUAUGAUUUUACAAGAUAUGUACAAAAAAGGUCUGACAAAUCCAAAUUCAUGUCAAGUACAAAUGAUUACUUCCCAUCUUUCUGUGUAUGGAAAGAUACAAUGGAAGAAUGUGUUCUAUUGGUUCCAAAACCACAAAGCAAGAGACAGGCAAAAAAUGAGAAAACAACAAAAGCAAAACCCUUCUUCAUCUUCUUAUGCUUCUGGACCUGUCAAUUCUCAACUUUACCCUAACUCUCCAACUAUAUUUCUUCAUCAGGUUGAAGGAACCAAUGCAUCACCUCAUGAAAUGAUGAAGUACCUAUGGAAGAAUGGGAUGAUGAGAAGCAACGGUAUGGAUUGGAUGUUGAUGACAGAUGAAGAAGGUUCUUCUAAUAAUAAUAUUGUCCAUUGCAACAAUAACAAACCUCUAAAAACAUUACAACUUUUCCCUGUCACAACAACUGGCUUCAAGGAUUAUUAGAAUUUACUUUAUAUAUCAAUAAUAAUUAAGUACUAGUACCACUACAUCAAAAAAAAGAAAAAAAUCUUUAACCGCAAUAGCUUAAUUAUUAUCGACAACUAGUAUUCUUUGUAUAUGUUCCUAAAGUCUUUAGCGACAUUGGAUCUAAUGACACUUAACUAAUGCCGAUAAAGACUUUAGGCACUCUUUAGUAAUGUGUCUAUUUAUUAUCCUAAAAGUUAUUUUUGUUGUAGUGUACUAUACAUUAUUUGAAGAUUGUACUUCAAUUUGAUUCUAAUGUAUUUUACGUGUGAUAGCU